AUGGGUGGUGCAGGUGCGUCUGACGUUGGGCUUUCCGACCCCGUCAUCUCUCGCCUCGCAAGAGAGGACCCGAUCCCAUGGUACAAGAAGCCCAACCUUCGGUUCCUCUACUUCAUGCUCUUCCCGACAUGUAUGGGCAUCGAGUUGACGUCGGGAUUCGAUUCCCAGAUGAUCAACGCCCUCCAGAUUUUGAAACCAUGGGACGACUAUUUCGGCCGUCCCCAAGGAGCCCUCAAGGGCAUUAUCAGCGCAGCAUACUCUCUUGGUGCCAUUUUGUCCCUUCCCCUGGUGCCCAUCGUCAACGAUAGGUUUGGCCGAAGAUGGUCCAUUGCUCUUGGUUCAAUGACCAUGGUUGUGGGCGCCAUCAUUCAGGGCUUCUCCCAACACGUCGCCAUGUACAUCAUCGCCCGUAUGAUUCUCGGCUUCGGAAUCCCCACUUGCAUCGUCUCCGGCUCGUCCCUUAUCGGCGAACUUGCCUACCCGAAGGAGCGUCCUAUCUUGACCUCGCUCUUUAACGUAUCAUAUUUCAUCGGCCAAAUUGUUGCUGCCGGCAUCGUCUUCGGAACCAACAGCAUUACGACCAACUGGGGCUGGAGAAUUCCAUCGCUUCUCCAAGUUUGCCCUUCGCUGCUUCAGCUUGGUUUCGUCUUUUUUAUCCCAGAAAGUCCCCGCUGGCUAAUCACCAAGGACCGCUCUCAAGAAGCUCACGAUAUCCUGAAGAAGUACCAUGGAGAGAUGGCCCGCGGUGAGGAGUUUGUUGCCGCCGAGUUCGCUCAGAUGCAAGCCGUUAUCCGUCUUGAAUAUGAGGUCGUGUCCAAGAGCUCGUGGAUGGAUCUCUUGAGGACCACCGGUAUGCGCAAGCGUCUUCUUAUCUCCUCGAUGCUCGGUCUUUUCACCCAGUGGUCCGGCAAUACCCUCAUCUCCUACUUCCUCAGCGAUCUCCUCAAGAUGAUUGGCUAUACGGAGUCGACAUUUAUCCAGAAGAUCAACGUUUCCAUCGCCUGCUGGAGUUUGGUCUGCGGUGUGACCGUCUCGCUCCUCGUCACCCGUAUCAGACGUCGUGUCAUGUACAUGGCCUGCACCAUCAGCUUGCUGCUGUGUUAUAUCGCGUGGACCAUCUCCAUGGAGCGAGCCAUGCUUGGCAAGGCGAUUGGGAAGCCCAACAACGCGGCCAACAUCGCUACCCUCGUCUUCAUUUACGUGUAUUCGCCUUGCUAUAACAUGGGUUAUAACGCCCUGACCUACACCUACAUGGUGGAAAUGUGGCCCUAUGCCGAGCGCUCUCGUGGUAUCGCCAUCUUCCAGCUGUUUGGUCGUCUGGCUAGUUUCUUCACAACCUUCGUCAACCCCAUCGGUCUCAAGGACGUUGGCUGGAAGUACCUCAUCUCGUAUUGCUGCUGGCUCGCAUUUGAGGUCGUCUUCGUGUACUUCAUGUUCCCCGAGACCAUGGGUCGCACGCUCGAAGAGCUUACCUUCAUGUUCGAGGGUAAGGAACUUCAGAACCAAGCCAAUGCGGCUGCCGAGAAGGUGGUCAACCACGACGAACACGACACCACUGGCCUGGGGAGGCGAAGCACCACCGAGAAACAUCAGGGCGGCUCAACUGACGUCAGGGAGCAUGUCCCUUGA
This is a messenger RNA of Sordaria macrospora k-hell, 1629 nucleotides long. RefSeq lists its product as uncharacterized. Gene Ontology annotation, biological process: carbohydrate transport; transmembrane transport. Gene Ontology annotation, cellular component: membrane. Gene Ontology annotation, molecular function: carbohydrate:proton symporter activity. NCBI's taxonomy places the organism in Eukaryota, Fungi, Ascomycota, Sordariomycetes, Sordariales, Sordariaceae. The record is from RefSeq and is a predicted model, not a curated record.